Austrofundulus limnaeus is the source of this 380-nucleotide messenger RNA. RefSeq names its product p53 apoptosis effector related to PMP-22. Gene Ontology annotation, biological process: cell-cell adhesion. Gene Ontology annotation, cellular component: cell-cell junction; membrane. The record is from RefSeq and is a predicted model, not a curated record. NCBI's taxonomy places the organism in Eukaryota, Metazoa, Chordata, Actinopteri, Cyprinodontiformes, Rivulidae.
UCUCUCUCUCUCUCUCUCUCUCUCUCUCUCUCUCUCUCUCUUUUCGGGAGCGGCCGACAUUCUUUAUCGCCCAUCAACACUUUAUCCUCCACAGUCUUUCUCCUCUCAGCCAUUAACGGACUACGCUUUCCGUCGCCCGUCGUCAAGUUCGUUCCCAGCGCCGACACCGUCCGACAUGUUCCGCUGCGGGAUCGCCUACCCUCGGUGCAGGUGGAUCGUGCCCCUGCUGCUGCUGUUCGCCGUCAUUUUCGACCUGAUCGCCGUGGCGGCCCAGUCCGGAUGGGUCGAGGACGAAAACGCCAAGUCUCACUACGCCAGCAUGUGGACCGAGUGCCGAGGGAGGAACGACAACUGGGACUGCAGGACCCUCAUGGGGAACC